AUGACCGACAGCUACGUAGGCAGCAGUUGCCACGGCAGCGUCCGCAGCAGCAGCGACUUCCAGAGCAGCGUCGCUUCCCCCGCGUCUGCACGCAGCGCGCUCCUGUCUCGAUCCUUCAUCAGCGCCCACAUAACCGACCACGAGUUGUUUGCAACUGCGACGAGUGUCGUUCCGAAUCUCCGCGCAGUCUUAAAGCACCGCAACGACGGCGGCCGCCGCAGCAGCAGCAUGUGGCAAAGGCCGUUGCUCGAUCGACAGCAGCCACCACCGUGCUGGAUCGUCCGCAAGCAGAAAAACAAGCAGCAGCAACAGUACUACAGCGGCGAGAUCACCGAGUUCGACCGAGCCAGACUCCCGUCCAUGCAGCAGCGAGGCGACACCCGCACUGCAACAGCGCGAGCUUCAGCUGUUGACACGACACGCCAUUCAAUGGUCGAGACCCGAGGGUCGCUCCACACUCGCAACGCCUUUGUCGACGAACCGACAUCCUCCACCUUCCGCUGGCCACGAGACGACCCCAGUGUCACGUACGCCGCGUCGGCUCAAGUCACGCUCAAUUGCCGCUUGGAAGAAGCCAAUGACAUGCUGUUUGGCCGGGAAGCCCAUCAGUUUGAUGCCAGUAUGGCUGCGCUCUUUGGAGCGAGGAAGUACCGAAGCGGGGACCGAGCAUUGGCACGCGAGUUCCAUGACCAUGGAUCCUCUUACUGGGAAGAUGAUGACGGUGACGACCGCGGGCAGCCAGGGUGGGUAGCGAUGCAAUCCGUAGUGCUACGACCCCGUCGGUCCCUCAACCCCGUGACUGCCGCGAAACGGACGAGUCGUCGCCAACGCCUUUGCUUUGCAGUGUACUCGCAGCACUGUCCGGACACGAACGAAGCUUUUUAUACCAUGAAGACCUUGCCCAAGUCAACACAGGACCACUUUGCUCGCUGCAGUCGAGAUCAAGGAGCUGCAGAACAGGCGCUUCGAGGCACUACUGAUCAUAUUGCUGCUGGGUACCAUCUCACGAGCUUGUACAGUGAUCUCAGUGGCCACCAGACGCGAAUCGUCAUGACGGCGUACGUCUGCAAUAUCAUAGAGGGACCGGUGACGACCGACGUGCUUCGAUCACGCUCGAAGCUCUGGCCACGAAGUCACCAAGCUCGAAGCUCCGGCUCGAGUCAUCGACAGGACUUGCCCCCGACAGCCAAUGCUGAAGCAAAGUACGUGGUCAAGCUGCUGGCAAAUGCGACAACGUCGUUUGAACAGCUCGUGCGACGCCGGCGGUUCGGGAACCAGUCAUUCUUGCACGUACCGCCCAAUUAUGCUGCAGCCAGGGACGACGUUUGCAAGGUGUGUCGGAAAACCUUCGGACUGCUACGUCCUCAACGUUUCUGCCAGCUCUGUGCCCAGUGUGUCUGCCGGGAGUGCUCGCACAAGUUUGACGUCGAACCGAUCGCACGACGAGUGCGUCGGACUCGCAUUUGCUACCCGUGUGCAGCCAACGUGGAUGCGAGUGUGUUCCAGCAAGAGAAUCCGCUCUUGAACGCAUCGUUUUCGACCUAUUCUGCUGUGGUAGCGCCCGUAACUCGGAGGAGUCGGAUGAACAGAAAAGACGAGGGUGACAAUACGGCUCGCACGAAAGUGUCCACUGCCAGUCACGACCUCUUACUCGAGCGUGACGACGUUAGUCGCUACAGCCACUCGUCCAGUCAAAACACGGCAGAGGCGACUGCAAUACCACAAGCGAGAUGCCAUCGACUGUCAACGCGCCGACAAGUUCACAGCAACAGUGCAAUAACCACUUCGGCACCGUGUCCAUCGACCCCUGGUCGACAGUUGGCCGACGCUUUGUUUUCCAGUAACCCCUUGACCCGAGCUCGCGCGCUCCAAGUCGUUCGUCAAGUGGUGAAACAAGUGGCGUCGGACUCUUCGGUGCCAACGAGCUCAGCGUCUUCAUCUGCGUCGUCAUCGUACACGUCAUCAAUCCCAGUAAAUCACCCUCAACACCCAGACAGAAACAUCGUGGACAAGUAUCUCGAGGCGUGUCUGCGUCUGUCCAGCAUCUCUCGAAGUGGCGACCCCGCUACUACAGACCGCAGCACGAACGUCCAGAAAAAUGCACCCAGCGCCUUUUAUAAGGCUGCUGAAGGCUGUCAUCGUCGACGACGCAGUACGAGCGGACAAUGUUACGCGUCGUCCACGGACUUUGACUUGAACUCGAGACCUCCAGCUUCCCCACGACCAUUGACGCCAACAAGAACAACAUUGCAGAAAAGCAUCUGCGAAUUGGACCUGGACGAAGACCUCGACUCAGCAGCUCUCGACUCGAUCUGUGACGUGGCGGCGGUUCGAAUGCGGUGCUCAACCGCUUUCAUCGUUGCAGUCAACAAGGCCCACGAAUCUCAAGCUCAACGCGUGGUCGGGGCUUCUGGCGCUCCACGUACAUGGACGGAAGAUGCAGUCGUGUGUCCCUUUUCACUGAUCGCCAACGGCAAGCCAUUCAUGGUCACCGAUCCCUUACGCGACCCGGCACUUCGAAACCUGCGACUCGUGCGAGACAUUGGCGUCCGAUUCUUCGCUGGUUUUCCGAUCAAAUCUCCAGACGGGGCUGUUGUUGCUUGUCUCUGCACCGUCGAUGCAAACGUCCGGGAGCGAAUCUCGCUCGAGGAUUUUAAAGCCAUGCACGCCUUGUCCAAGCUCGCAUCGGAUCUAUUCGAAGAGGAGGUGAACCCAUACACGCUUCGGUAG
This is a messenger RNA of Peronospora matthiolae, 2730 nucleotides long. Lineage: Eukaryota; Oomycota; Peronosporomycetes; Peronosporales; Peronosporaceae. The record is from the annotation of a GenBank genome assembly.